Melanotaenia boesemani (Boeseman's rainbowfish) is the source of this 2535-nucleotide messenger RNA. It is a transcript of the gene mapk12a, whose product is annotated as mitogen-activated protein kinase 12a. Gene Ontology annotation, cellular component: nucleus; cytoplasm. Gene Ontology annotation, biological process: intracellular signal transduction; protein phosphorylation. The coding region runs from base 171 to 1256 and encodes 361 amino acids. The transcript has 13 exons. Lineage: Eukaryota; Metazoa; Chordata; Actinopteri; Atheriniformes; Melanotaeniidae. The record is from RefSeq and is a predicted model, not a curated record. Gene Ontology annotation, molecular function: MAP kinase activity; ATP binding.
GGGAGUGGCUUUUGGUGACCUGGGUGCGCCCUGAGCAGAGCUGCGCAACCACCGCGGCGAGCGCAUAGGUGGGAUCUGGGACAAUGGGUGUGUAGCACCGGAAGAGACUAAAGGAUCAAAGGGGAGCUUCUUGUGUGUGUCUUGAUUGUUAUUUGAUAAAAAAAAAUAAGAUGUCUGCCAGGGUCCGACCCGGCUAUUACUGCCAGGAAGUAAACAAAACUAAGUGGGAAGUACCGGAGCGGUACCGGGACCUGCGGCUGGUGGGGACUGGAGCGUACGGAACGGUGUGCUCAGCACUGGACUGCAGAACAGGAACAAAGGUGGCAAUCAAGAAGCUCUACAGACCUUUCCAGUCUGAGAUCUUUGCUAAGCGGGCCUUCAGGGAACUGAGGCUUCUCAAGCACAUGAAACAUGAGAAUGUUAUUGGCCUAUUGGAUGUGUUUACUGCAAACCUGUCUGUGGACAGAUUCGAUGAUUUUUAUCUGGUGAUGCCGUUCAUGGGGACGGAUCUGGGAAAGCUGAUGAAGAUGCAGAGGCUGUCAGAAGAAAAAAUUCAGUACCUGGUUUAUCAGAUACUCAAAGGGCUUAAGUAUAUUCAUUCUGCUGGUAUAAUACACAGGGACCUCAAACCAGGAAAUCUCGCAAUCAACCAAGACUGUGAGCUCAAGAUCUUGGACUUUGGUUUAGCGCGGCAUGCUGACAGUGAGAUGACAGGGUACGUGGUGACUCGCUGGUACAGAGCACCAGAGGUCAUCCUCAGCUGGAUGCACUACACACAGACCGUGGACAUUUGGUCUGUGGGCUGCAUCAUGGCAGAGAUGCUGCAAGGAAAACCUCUUUUCAAAGGCAGCGAUCACCUAGAUCAGCUAACUCAAAUUAUGAAGAUCACAGGAACACCAACACAGGAAUUUAUAUCAAAACUAGAAUCAGAGGACGCUAAAAGCUACAUCAGAAGUCUUCCGAAAGUUGACAAGAAAGACCUUCAGAAGGUGUGUUCAACGAGUAAUCCACAAGCUGUGUCCGUGCUGGAGCGCAUGCUGCUGUUGGAUCCAGAGAGUCGGGUAACUGCUGCAGAAGCUCUGGUGCUGCCUUACUUUGCUGAGUUUAGAGAGUCAGAUGAGGAGACGGAGGCACAGCUGUACGACCACUCGAUUGACAACGCAGAGCAUACUCUGGAUCAGUGGAAACGUCACACCUUCUUAGAGAUCUUGACCUUCACGCCUGUUUUGCCAGAUUCCAAAGAAACGCAGCUAUGAAGCAGAAAAGUGACUGCACAGAGGCGAUCGGAACAAUGUAACCAAGGCAACAAGCCUCCUGGGAAUGUUAUACGAGAUCACUGAGAAUCCAGAUUAUAAGUACAUGAACAGUAGCCUUUUUUAUUGAUCUAAAAUAAAUUAUGCAACAUUUAGCUGCAAAUACUUGCUUUUAAUUUAAGUAUUUAAUUCAAAACUGAGUAGCUGUGUGGCCAAAACAGUUUUUUUUUUUUUUUUAACACAAUCCUAAGGAUAAAGUAGUGGGACAGAUGUUUUGGAAUAUUUUCUUAAAGGCAUGAAUUAAAACACACUAGCAGCAUUUUGUAUCUUCCCUGGUGAUGCUUCUCUCACUCAUCUUCAGCUUUUGUUUGCUGUUUGGUCUUAAGAAAAUGAGUCCUCAGGAGGUGGAAUGCUGCUUGAUGAGACUGAGAUCAGAUAAAUAACUCCAGUAAACCCUCAGAGGAUUGACAAGAAAAGAUGUCUGCAUUCAGGAGAGCAAGCUUAAUUCAUUGUCAAUUUUCAUUGUGAAUCUGUUUUUUUUAUCCAUGAGAAUGUGUACCCUGGUCUGCAUUUUCCAUUUUUAUAGCUUUUUUUUACACCCACGCCUGUUGUACCCCACAGUUGUGUUUGCCAACAUUUGGAGUAGUCAUUUAUUUCUAGUCCAAGUCGGUCUAAAAGGACACAUGUGAACUUUAAAAUGAGCCAGCUACCCAACCAACCUGUCUACUUUCUGCUUAACUCUUGCAAGUGAUGUUUUGACAAUAUCACGUUUCACACACCACAUCCAACACUCAUGUAAAGUGAUUCACAGAAACACAUAGAAAGACCUUGUGAUGUUAAACACAUUUUAACAUGCUGAAACAAAGCUUGAACUAAAAAACUGUGUUUCUCUUCAGUUAUUUAUGGUCUGGACUGUUUGGGUUUUCUUUGUGUGUUAUGCUUCCUUAUAGAAUUAUUUCUUAUUUGUUGCUAAGUAUUAUUUUAAGCUAAGAACCAAUAAAAAUUUAGUCAUUUUAAUUUACUACAAUUCUUUUGAAAUGUAUUUUGUUGUAAAAUUCUCCAUCAGUGUCUGGCCCUGUCUCGAACAAGCAUUUACAUAGACUUGUGUGAAUUAUAGUGUGUGUGUAUAAUCUGUGCUUAGUCAACAUGUCAGCUGACCUUAACCAGCUGACCGGUGCCUUAAAUAUGUGUACCAAUUUGAAUCUGUUCAAUUUUCUGAAACAUAAAGUUGCACAAGAUACAUUUUCUACAGUGAUUUCUCAAUAAAAAAAUAAUAAUUCUU